This is a messenger RNA of Dentiscutata erythropus, 435 nucleotides long. The record is from the annotation of a GenBank genome assembly. Lineage: Eukaryota; Fungi; Glomeromycota; Glomeromycetes; Diversisporales; Gigasporaceae.
AUGUCUUACAUUGAAUCUGGCAAGCAAGAGGGUGCAACUUUGUUAUUGGGUGGUGAACGACAUGGUGAUGAAGGAUAUUUCGUCUGUCCAACUGUUUUCACUGACGUGAACGAAAAUAUGAAGAUCAUGCAAGAAGAAAUAUUUGGGCCAGUUGUUGCCAUUGCAAAAUUCAAAACCGUUGAAGAAGUAAUUGAAAAGGCACACCUGACAAAUUACGGCUUGGCUGCAGCUGUUUUCACUAAAAAUUUAUCUCGAGCAAUAAAAAUUUCAAAUACGUUGAGAGCUGGCACGGUGUGGGUUAACUGUUAUAAUGUGAUUAAUGCCAAUACUCCAUUUGGAGGUUACAAAGAAUCUGGAUUUGGCCGUGAGCUCGGAAAAUACGCGUUAGAAUUAUAUACUCAAGUGAAAACAGUUCAAAUUAAUCUUGAAUCCUAA